Molecule: messenger RNA, 1628 nt
Organism: Branchiostoma floridae (Florida lancelet)
Lineage: Eukaryota; Metazoa; Chordata; Leptocardii; Amphioxiformes; Branchiostomatidae
Product: leucine-rich repeat and immunoglobulin-like domain-containing nogo receptor-interacting protein 3
Exons: 5
Coding region: 333-1628 (431 amino acids)
Molecular function (GO): protein binding
Source: RefSeq, a predicted model, not a curated record
CCCUGCUCCCUCCCUCCCCUGGCCCUAAGCCAGCCUUGUCUCUCCCAGAAUCACUUGGAACAAGUUGAUGUGACCUCGUUGACCUUCGGCCAAUCCCAGCUCCAGGUGACCUUUGCCCCCUGUUCUAUCUCAGCCCCUCACAAACAGACACACAUGUACAGAACAGCGCUAGCCAGACUCCUCCAUUGUUCCACGCCCUUGGGCCAGUUUGAAGGACAUCACCCUGCACUGAUCUGAACUCAGGUAGGAGGGACACUUAAGGAGCGUCUUGUAGAAACCUUCGUCUUGAUUCUGUUCCUUAAGAACCAAAGAAUUUACAAGUAAAAGCCAACAUGGCCAUCUGGCACUACAAGCUGUUCUGGAUCGGGUGUCUGGUCUCCAUGGCGAUGACCUCUGCAGAGGUUGCCUGCUCUAACGACGAUGGUGACGGUGUGUGCGACUGUUCGGACGACCACACCGUGGACUGUCGGUACAAGGGCAUGGAGGAAUUUCCACAGGAAAUCCCGGCAGAAACGCUCAAGCUUCACGUCGAGGGGAACUACAUCACCGAACUCAACGCCAACGACCUUGCCGGGCUCGCCGACCUUGAGAAGCUCAACCUUCACUUCAACAGCAUCAACGACAUUGAGGAUGGGUCCUUCAGCGACCUUCAGAACCUACAGCACCUGGCGCUGGACUACAACAUGGUUACCACGGUUACGGCACAAACGUUCGUCGGGUUGGACAAGCUGUCGUCUUUGUCGCUCAUCCAUAACAACAUCAGCAUCAUUGAGGACGGGAGCUUCCAGCCACUCGGCAGCCUCAAGGUGCUGGACCUCAGCUUCAACAAGAUCACAGCUUUAGGAGUGUCUGCCAUUCUGAGUGGUCUGGAGGGGAACCUGAAGGAACUGGGGCUGCGCUACAACAUGCUGCCGGAAAUCCCUGCAGCCAUCGGCCUGCUGGAAAACCUGCAGACGCUGAACCUGGCCGGGAACAACAUCAGCUCCAUCAGCACCAUCCAGAAUAUGACCUCCCUGCUGACCCUCGACCUCAGCAACAACAGGGUCAUGCACCUUGACCCCGGCAUUUUCCAGAACAUAGAGAACCUGCAGGUGCUGUCCAUGGCGUAUAACCGUAUCGGGAUGAUCGCGGAGGGCGUGUUCGCUAACCUGACGGAGCUGCGGAGCCUGGACCUGCAGGGGAACAACGUGCAGCGGUUCAACCGCGGGAUGUUCACCAACGUGGCCACCAACUCCUCCAAACUUCGCCUCCACCUGCGCAGGAUGAACCUCCGCGCUGUCGACAAGUUCUGCUUCCGCGACGUCGGCAAUGAAGACGCAAAGGUUCCCAGCUUUUAUCUUUGUUCUAUCCAGAUUGAUCUUCGGAACAACCGUCUGAAAAUGAUCCCCCCCGGCCUGUGCCGCAGCCUGCCUGAGGGUCAGCUCCACAUCAAACUCGCUGGGAACCCCUGGCUGUGCGACUGUCUCAUGGAGCGUGUCCCCGACCUCUGUCCCACUGCGAUCGUGUCCCGUAUUCGCUGCGUGCAACCCGAGCCGCUGAACCGACGGCUCCUCGGGACUCUUGGCGCUGACGAUCUCGUGUGCGAGCCGACGGAAGAGCCGGACGGGGAAACUGAUUCCGUGGAAUAA